UUUUGUAGCUUUAACUCAUAAACCCUAGCUUCCAUCACCGAGCUGUAAUAGCUAUGGCGUUCGCUCCCUCACGCUCUCUCCUCUUCCCUCUAUUUCCUUCUUCUUCCUCUUUUCCAUUUAAACCAUCUGCGAUAUCAUUCCCCAAAUUACCCCUCUGUCCGUCAACAAAUCCCUGCUCCCCUCUUUCGUCCGCUUCCUCCUCCCACAACCAAUCGCCGUCACCAUUCACUUCCGAGCAAGCCGUUCUCGACGCUGUAGCCGAUUCCGACGCUACUCAAAACUUUCUUCCGGCCGUCAGGACUUACGAAAACGAUUUGGCUCGACUCACCCUCGUUGGCAACGUCGAUAUUCAGCAAGCCAUUACCGCUGCCGCCGCAGACGGCGGGGAGGCCGCCGAUGAGCAUUUAUCUUCUGGUAUCGCCGCCAUGGUCGUGGAGACCAUAUUUCCUGGCUCCGCCGACGACCACAGCACCGUUUCCACCCGAUUAUUUUUACCUGCUAGGAAAGUUAAAGAGAAAGCUGUAAAGCUCAAGAAAUCGCUGACGAAAGAUAUGUUACAAGGCACCAUGUCAAAGAAUAUACUUGCCAUGACCUUUAGACAAGUAGUUUUGCGCCAGCUUUGGAGUCUCGAACUGGCGAUUUUUAGACCUGGAACUGAAAGAAAUAUGGAUAGUCUCGAAGAUCCUAGAGAGGUACCUGCAUUGUUAACCCUCAGCUCGUCAGAUGGAAGAGUCGUUUCUGAAAUUGCAGAGGUUGCUUGCUUUGCUGCCCUUGAGAACACUGGAAAACAUUUUCUUCGUGAUUCUAUGGACAUAGCAUCUAACAGGUUCUUCAGUUGGCUUAAGAAGCCUAAACAGAUUUCAUCUAGAGAUUCUUCUGUUUUCCUCUAUGACUUCCUUGAAAACGAGGUACUUGCUAAUGCCGAGAUACUGCUCGAGAAAUUCAACUUGGAAAGAGGAAAAAACAAGUUCAAGGUUACAAAAUUGAAGAAGAGUUGGUGGACAUCGCCUGCAUUUUCGAAAUUGGAGAAGAUUGGCGGUCCUGAGUUUUGUGCUUGGAUAAGUGAAUGUGUACCUUCGUACAUGUUGCAAAUUGACGCUAGUAAACUUAGUGAUUUGAAGUUUGAAGGGUGGAAAAAAUUGGAGGCGGAUCGAUUAGAAGUUGUUCUUACUCAUUCACAAAUGGUUAGUUUGGCUGACAUUCUAGAUAUGUACUACGAGGAUGUUUUCACACUGCCUAAUAAGAGACUUUCAGCCGCAACAUCAUCCGACUUGAAACUCAAUAAGGGCAGUUCUUUCUUGAAGACUUUGUCAGUUGUACUUGUCAGUGGGAUUUUUCUAGUGACCGUUGGUGUUAUGAGAAAACUUUAUAUGCCUCACCUGCCUCUCAGAAAAACUUAUAUUCAAGAAAACUCUCAAGAGACAUUGUCUGACUUUAGAUGUGUUGCGCUCGAUUCUGUGGAAUUCUCCGAGUUGGAAACGUGCUGUGUCUCGAUAAUUGAAAGAAUCAAGGAUUCUUUUGGCUGGCCUGGAGAAAUAAGCAAAAAAACUGGACGAUGUGCAUGGAUUGGAGAACUGCCUAAAUUUCUGAAAAAAUUGGACGAUGAUGACUCCAACUUGCUCGACAUUUCUUCCACUUCUAUACCAUUAGAAGCAAGUGAAGAAGAGAUGAAAGCAUUAGAAGAUAUUGCUAGCUAUCAGGUGGUGGUGUCAAGUGAUUGGAAUAUCAUAGGGUUUCAACCUACUAAUCGAGUUGCUGUCAAUAACUGGGCAGCAAACCCAUUAUCCAAAGAUUUGUACCGUGGAAAAAAACUCUCUCCUGGUUUAUUAGAACCCGGUCUCAAGAUCAGUUAUCCGAGUGGUGUGGUGGUAUUGGAGCUGCUGAUGUCAACAAAUCCCGACUCCAGCUUUGCAAUGGUUAAGGCUGUUGAUAUUACUGGAAACAAGUCGUGAGCACUGCAGUUUUUCUGGUUGCUGAAAAUGUUAGUAAACCCCGUUACCUUGCAUAUGUAGAUUUUUAUUUUCAUUCUUUUUUUCUGUGGAUAGAACACCCAUUAGAGACACCCACGCAAGGUGGUCAACAAGUUCUCUUGUGUGGUCUUCCACACUUGUUUCAUGAUUUACCUGAAUACUCUCUUAUGAUUCUUUUAGUGAUUUACCUGAAAUUUCUCA
Erythranthe guttata (spotted monkey flower) is the source of this 2171-nucleotide messenger RNA. Its product is annotated as deneddylase. The record is from RefSeq and is a predicted model, not a curated record. Lineage: Eukaryota; Viridiplantae; Streptophyta; Magnoliopsida; Lamiales; Phrymaceae.